AUGGAGAUCCUCGUCCAUGUCUCUGCCCCGACCAGCGCCGGAGAUGAUGCACGAUACCAUGCCCAGAUCGCCGCCAUUAUGUCCUCUUUCCAGCCAAUCUCCGCUGCUCCUGGUCCUGGUCCUGCAACUCCUGAUCUGACGACUAUCCCCGGUAUUGCAACUUCUAUUGCUUCUCCCUCCAACACGCAGUCUGCCGGGAUACCCGCUCAUCCCGGUUCCCCUGCAGCUGCAGAUCGCCGACCUCAAUCUCCCUCUUCCUUUUCCUCUUCCUCUUCCUCUCCCUCUCCCUCUCACCCUCCCUCCUCUCGCCCGGGCCAACUUCUUGGUUCUACCACUGGUCCAGCCCCCGAUCUUCAGCGGGUCUGCAGUCCUGCUCGCUUGGACGCGAUCGGGCCCGAGGCACUGGCCCUGGCGCCUCUAGUUCAUCUGCAAGAAGCAGAACCAGCGGCCUGCAAUCCCCUCCCCACCUCCAAUUGCAAUUCUCUAGAAAGCCUGGUCAGCGUCAUUCCAGACUCGCAACCAUCAGAGCAACCCCUAUUCCCCUCAAGGCCUGAAGAUGGUCCUCGUACCCCGGCUCCACACCCCCCGGAAGCGCAAGCUAAAGCUAGCCUGGUCGCACUAAAAUCCGACCUGCCCAGCCCCGAGCGAACCCCCAAACGCCGUCGUCUCGAGACCGAAACCGAAGCUGAGGCCGAGGCAGCCCCCAAAAUCACAACCACGGCUCACAACGCCUCGAUCACAUCGCUCCUCCACUCUCUCCCUAUCAAAAUCACUCCCCCACCGCCCCCGAUCUCCACCUCCCCCUUCAUCACUCACAUUACCCCAACCCUAUCCAUGCUCACUCAGCGGCUCAAGCCGGAAAGAAUAUACAAACCCCUCCAACAAACCAGAGAUCUCGAUAAACUAGAACGAGGCUACUGGUCUCUCCGAAUUCCCAUCCAAUUCACUACCCCUUCUACUACCCCCGCUAUUACCCCUUCUUCACACAACUCACUCCAACCCCCCUGGGACACACCCUCCUUCCACCGCUUCUGGUCCUUCCUAUCAGACUUCAUCGGAAAAGACGCCCGAGCUGGUUGGGGCGUCUGGUGUAUCGUCGAACGCGAAAUAGACCCCAUUGAUUCAGACACGAAAGAAACCUCCCAUUCACUACCCUCAACUGCAUCAACUGAUCUAGACAAUCUCUCCCCACCUCUUCGCCCUUCCCAUCCCGGUACACCUGCCAUCCCCGACUCUCUAUCCCUCUCACUGAAAAUGUAUGCAUGGGGCGAAGUCGCAAUGCAUAUCUAUCUCCUACUCUUCCUGGCGAGCGAGCGGAGGGUCAGAGGGAUGGGCGCUGAGUGGCGCGAUUCUGGAGAGGAGGUUGUUAUCAAGAUGCCAUGA
Molecule: messenger RNA, 1383 nt
Organism: Penicillium manginii
Lineage: Eukaryota; Fungi; Ascomycota; Eurotiomycetes; Eurotiales; Aspergillaceae
Exons: 1
Coding region: 1-1383 (460 amino acids)
Source: RefSeq, a predicted model, not a curated record